CGUGAAUCUUAAAUACAUGAAAAUUUGUAAUAUAAUGGUCAUGAAAAUAUACAGGAAGAAAACUUUCAGUUUCUCUAUAAAUACAAUUAAGUUGAAAUUUUUAAGAAUGAAGAUGUUCUUCCGUCACACAUCGUUAUUGUGAAUUACCAAGUAAUUGACAGCUACUUGUGUUUUAAAUCUGACAAUUUUUAUGGAUAAGAAAUGCUUGUACAAUUUAACGGGUUUGAAGAUGUGAUGCUUUUUGAUAGAUUCCUGCCUUAAUUCAAACGUGAUUUCCAGUAAGGCGUGUCUGUGUGUGUGUGCUUCAGUCUUCUACGACAACUGAACAUUCAUUGAUAACUACCUGAAAUCAUACUACUACUACUGCUACUAAAACAUACUAUUUUCAGAAAUUUUGUAUAAAGCAUAAAGCGAAUGUCUUCAAAACUCCAUAUGAAUGAGUACAUACAAAUUGUUUCUUAGACAUUCCUAAUGAAUUUGUAUUUCUGAACAUUCAUAAUGUCAUGAUGACGUUUCACAAUUCAUUGACGAAUUCAUAUAUUUUAUAGCUAACCUUUUCGGACUAACAAUUAAUAAUCAUUUUGAAACGUAAAAUAUUUCUAAUGGAUAUACAAGAAUUACAUCUAUGAAACAAACUGUUGACUGACAGACGAAUAUUAGUACAAUCAAAAUAAGGACAGGUGAUUACUUACAUAAAUAAAUUUUGUUAAAUAUGAACAGCACUAAUUACUUCCAAACAAGGAAUAGUAUCUAAGCAAUCGAUUGUGUUUUGUCAAAAUCCAGAAGUAUAUGCCGUCUAAAAAGUGGAACGACAUGUAAAAUGAUCAAUUUGUGUACAUCCGAAUAAGAAUAUUUUCAUAAUCCUUUAAAACAAUGUCUUGAACUACUAUUCAUUUUUUUUAUACGAAGACAUUGAAUUAUGAUUUGAUGGAUAAGAAACAAUCGAUUUCUACACAAAUGGAAAGUUACUUGGAUAAAUAUAAUGAAACUAAAGAGAUUGAAUCACCAUGUCAAGAAGUCAAACAACCAAAUAUAAUCAAUGAAGUAAAUGAUUUAACAACUAUUAAAUGUAUACAUUCAAGUUUACAAGAUGAAUUAAAUUUAUCAUUUUUCAAUCAAAAUCAAUCAUUAAAAAUAAAUCAUAAACAUAAUAAAGCGCCUAAAUUAAAUUAUAAUCACCGAGUGAAAAAUAAACAUUUAAAAAAUCAGUAUUCUAAUCAUGAAAUGAAUCAAAUUUCAAAUGAAUUAUCUUCUACAUCAUUAUCACCUUUACCAAAUGAAUAUAAUUCAUCUUUAUUAACACAAAUUAAACGUCAAUUUAGACAAUUUUGUGAAACAACUUCAUUACGUGGUGUUCCAAGAAUUGUUAGUACAAAAGAUUCAAAACGUCGAUUUUUAUGGCUUAUCUUUGUAAUUUCAUUUUUUAUUGGUUGUAUCACAUGUUUAACAUUUAUUAUUAGUCAAUAUUUAGAAUUUGAUGUAAUUCAUCAACCUAAAAAAUUAUAUGAUCAACCACGUCCAUUUCCAUCUGUAACAUUAUGUAAUCUACGUCCAUUUUCUACACGUGAUAUAAGAAAAUUAAAAAAAGCUGGAGUGUUACCAGUAGAUAUGUAUUUUGAAAUGUUAAAACGUUUUAUGACCAGUGUACCAAUGGAAUACCGACGUUAUUUAACUAUGCUAUGGGAUUUUUCUACCUAUUUAGCUAAUCUACCUGAUUUAGUUGAUGCAAAUAAUUUAGGUCAUACAUUAGAAGAUAUAGUGAAACGUUGUUUUAUUUUAUAUAAAACAGGUAGUGUAACAAGAGGUACAGCCUGUGAGAAAUCAGGUUAUUGGACUAAAACACAAGAUCGUGUAUUUCAUAACUGUUAUACAUAUACAAUUAAUCCAAAUAAAACAAACACAGCAUUAAACAUGGAACUUGUGGUUUAUUUGGAUAAUUUAAUUGAACAAACUGAUUGCUUUGAUUGUCAAGAAAGAGUCAUGGCAAGUCAGUUAACUGGUGCAAGACUGCUCUUACACCCUGGUGCUUCUUAUCCUCGUGUAGCUGAAGAAGGUGUAAAUUUAAUGCCAGGGACAAUGACUGAUAUACGAUUUACAGUAUAUGAAUGGUCUAUGAUGGAACCACCUCAUGGUAGAUGCAGUAAAAAUACACCACAGUUUAUAUCAUUUAAUAAUGUUAACUAUACUUUUAGCGAAGAAGCAUGUCAUGCACAUAUGGUGCAAGAAAAAGUCGCUUCAAAUUGCCAAUGUUUAACACAACAUUUACCAAUUCCAACUCAUUUACUUGGAAAAGAUUUAAGAAAAUGUCAAGCAUUCAAACUUCCAGCAACUUAUCAAAUGUUAGAUAACUUUAACGAAUCCAAACAGUUAUAUUUUAAUGAUGAAGCAGUUUCCACUUAUGCUCGAUUUGCAGAGUGUGCAGAAAAAACUGGAACAGCUAUGGAUAGUUAUCAAAUAGGCUGUAGACCAGCCUGUGUUCGAUACACAUACAAACCGAGCAUAACAGCUGCUCAAUGGCCAACCAAAACAUUUCUAACAUGGUUUGUUACAAAAUUUAUAAAAGAAAUGGAAGCAUCCGGUUAUUCACGUUUAAAAUCAACAAAUAAUGAGACAUUAACUAUAUUUAAUGAACGUAUGGAAGAAAUUCGUACACCAUUACAACCUUAUGAAAUAAUUUCUAAUUUAACUAAACAAGGUCAUUUACAAGAAGCAAUUAAAAUGCUUAUGAAUACACAAAUAUUUGAACAAAAUUUUUUAUCUAUUAUAAUAUCACGACCAAAUUUUGAUUUAGAACGUGUUGAAGAAAAAGCUGUUGUAUCAUUAACUUCAUUAUUUAGUCAAAUUGGUGGUUUAUUAAGUAUAUGGAUUGGAUUAACAUUUGUAUGUAUUGUUGAAUUAGUUGAAUUAGGUUUAAAUGUAGCUGAUGCUGUAAUUCAUUAUAAAAAAUUAAAAUCAUAAAUUUAUUCUUAUUAUUCAAUGUAUUUCAAUGAUUAAAUAUUGGAUCAUUUCAAUGUUCAAUUUAUGUAAAAAUACAAACAAAAAUGAUUAUAAUCUAUGUCUUUCUUAUAGGGAAGAUAAUAUGAACAAUAUGAACAAUUCAUAUAAUAUAAACAUAUAUAUUUGUUAUUUUGAAUUAGUUUUUAAAUAACUUUAAGUAAUUUAUUUUGAUUAUAAUACACAAGUUAUCAAUGUAAACUUUAUUAUCAUAAAAAUAAAGUUGAUAAUGAAUGGAUGAAUGAAUGAAUGAAUGAAAUCAUUGAACCCAGAUUCUUAUAAAUUAAUCAAGAAAUAGAUGAAGAAUAUAUAGAGUUGACUUUCACUUUAAUUUUCUAUUCAAUUAUUUUGUUUUGUUUGACGUUUUACGACUAUAAUAAAAUACAACAAGCAUGAAGAAUAAAAGUGUUCACAAAUGUAGAGUUUAAUGAUAUUACUAUGUUCUAUUCUAUUCUUAGUUGUUAAUAUCCUAUCUGUUAAUAUACUGUCUAUAGUUGAG
Messenger RNA from Schistosoma haematobium, 3493 nucleotides. Its product is annotated as sodium channel, non-voltage-gated 1, gamma. Gene Ontology annotation, biological process: sodium ion transmembrane transport. The coding region runs from base 928 to 2958 and encodes 676 amino acids. Gene Ontology annotation, cellular component: membrane. The record is from RefSeq and is a predicted model, not a curated record. The transcript has 4 exons. NCBI's taxonomy places the organism in Eukaryota, Metazoa, Platyhelminthes, Trematoda, Strigeidida, Schistosomatidae. Gene Ontology annotation, molecular function: ligand-gated sodium channel activity.